AUUCUCUUCGUAGCUGAAGGCUUACACUACUCCUCCUUAACCUCUCAAUAUCACGCGUCUUUUUCAAGGUUUAGGGAACACACUUGAGUUGAAGUAUCUCCUUGGAUGAUAAGCAAAACCCUGUGAUUGGGAUUAUUUUUGGACCCCUGUGCCGCUAUUUUGAAAAGAUCUUUUUUGGUGUGUGGUGUUCAUCGCCCAGCGUUUACACACAGCACAACACCGCAGAGGCGGCAUGGCAGCAGAUAACACGAUGUCUAAUGGAGAAGAAACGGCUUCCCUGAACGGCGAGCCAGCGGUUAAGCGGUCCCGGGAAAAUGAAGGGACGGAAACUCUGCGGAAUCCCCGGGAGCCUCAGAAUAAAGUGACUGUCGUGCUCGGGGCUCAGUGGGGAGAUGAGGGGAAAGGGAAAGUGGUCGACCUGUUGGCCAUGGACGCCGACAUUGUCUGCAGAUGCCAGGGCGGAAACAACGCGGGACACACGGUGGUGGUGGACGGUGUGGAAUACGAUUUCCACCUCUUACCCAGCGGCGUCCUCAACAAAAAGUCCGUCUCCUUUAUUGGAAAUGGAGUUGUGAUUCAUCUGCCUGGACUGUUUGAGGAAGCAGAGAAAAAUUCUCAGAAAGGUCCAGGAUUACAGGGUUGGGAAGAGAGGCUGAAGAUUUCUGAUCGUGCACAUAUUGUGUUUAACUUCCAUCAGGCUGUUGAUGGGAUACAGGAGCAACAAAGACAACAGCAAGCUGGGAAGAACUUGGGGACAACCAAAAAGGGCAUCGGUCCAGCAUAUUCCUCCAAGGCGGCACGUAAUGGACUGAGAGUGUGUGACUUGGUCUCUGACUUCUCAGUUUUUGAAGAAAAAUUCCGUGUCCUGGCUAGCCAUUUUCAGACUAUGUACCCCAACCUCAACAUUGAUGUUGAGAGUGAGCUGGAGCAGCUGAAGAGUUAUGCAGAGAGGUUGCGACCUCUGGUGACAGAUGGUGUGUUCUUCAUGCAUAAAGCUCUUACUGGACCAAGCAAGAAGAUUCUAGUUGAGGGGGCUAAUGCAGCUCUCUUGGAUAUUGAUUUUGGAACCUAUCCUUUUGUGACGUCUUCCAAUUGCACUGUCGGAGGUGUGUGCACAGGUCUCGGGGUUCCCCCGUGCCACAUUGGCCGUGUUUAUGGCGUAGUUAAGGCUUACACCACGCGAGUUGGUGUCGGAGCAUUUCCUACUGAGCAGAACAACGACAUCGGCGAUCUUCUGCAGUCAAGAGGGAGGGAAUUUGGAGUUACUACAGGCAGACGGCGACGUUGCGGGUGGCUGGACCUGGUAUUAGUUCGUUAUGCCCACAUGGUCAAUGGCUUCUCUGCUAUUGCUCUGACCAAGUUGGACAUUCUUGAUACGUUGUCUGAGAUCAAAGUGGGCGUGGCUUAUACUGUUGAUGGGAAGCCGCUGGACAGCUUUCCUUCUAAUAUGGAUGUCCUGACUAAAGUCGUGGUGACUUAUGAGACGUUAACCGGGUGGUGUUGCAGCACAGAGGGAGCUCGCAAUUUUGACGACUUGCCACCUCAUGCACAGGCCUACAUUCGCUUUAUUGAGGAUUUCCUACAGGUGCCAGUAAAAUGGGUUGGGGUUGGAAAAUCCAGGGAGAGCAUGAUAAAGCUGUUGUAAGAUGCACAGGACAGUACCUGAAAUCCACCACAUGCAUAUGUCUUCCAGGGACAUUAUAACAUUUUCAAAACCAGAAAUUUUGUAUUGGGUUAGUGCUUGACUAAAGACGAACCUGGGUUGAGAACCCUGUGAAUGUCUAACUUAAAGUGAGCACCAGCAUACCUCCAGUUCAGGACCAUAGAUAAUAAUGAGGGAUUGCACAAUGUUCCAGACAAUUUCAUUUAGAGAAUGACUCAGGGUUCAUGUGUAUGAAACGUUAGAAUAAGAGUUCUAUUCUUGCAUACUGUAUGAUGUUGGCUUUAAUUUCAAUUCCUGGACCAGCAUUCUUAUUGUGACACUUGGUGCAUAUUGGUUCAGAGGUCAAUCACUCCCACUUUAGAUCUGCACUAAAAUUAGAUUUGUGUAAAUAUUUUGCAGACCAUUUGAACCUCUGGCUUUAGCUUUCCUCUGUACUACUCCAUAAAUACUGAUUAUAGGUUCAAGCUUUUUGGUCCUCAUCUACUGAACUAAAGUCCAUUGGGUAUGUUGCUCAGAUUACCAUUAUCAAUUGUAAGGCUUUAUUUUGAUUUUAGAAUGAAAAAAAAACAAAACUAUUUUUCCAUCGGUGUUGAAAAUGGAGUUUUAAGAUUUUACUGUAAAGUGUAGCCAAACUUUUUAUGUAAUCAUGUGUAUGGGGUUUAUUGUAUGACCUAUGAUUUGAAACAUCAAUUUAAUUUGUACAUUAAAACAGUUUUGGGUGGCUGGUGUUGACCGUCUUAAAAAAAAACAAAAAACAUGUGGUUUACUUUACAACUGUAUGACAAAAUGAUGGAUUUACAUAAGCUUUUUUUUAAGCACCUCUGAAAAUGUACACCUAGCACACCUUCAGUUUUAACAGAUGUGGAUAUUAGAAGUGCAGGAGAAGGACGGAUCCACACACAUGCAUAAAGCUGCCUUCCACUGGAGUGUGUAGAUUGUGUUUCAAGUUAUUGGCUGCUGCUUUGGAACAAUAAAGUGUUCUAAUUAAA
Molecule: messenger RNA, 2652 nt
Organism: Ictalurus furcatus (blue catfish)
Lineage: Eukaryota; Metazoa; Chordata; Actinopteri; Siluriformes; Ictaluridae
Gene: adss2l
Product: adenylosuccinate synthase, like
Exons: 13
Coding region: 233-1645 (470 amino acids)
Biological process (GO): IMP metabolic process; 'de novo' AMP biosynthetic process
Cellular component (GO): cytoplasm
Molecular function (GO): adenylosuccinate synthase activity; GTP binding
Source: RefSeq, a predicted model, not a curated record